Messenger RNA from Geosmithia morbida, 588 nucleotides. Its product is annotated as cell division control protein 42. The coding region runs from base 1 to 588 and encodes 195 amino acids. Gene Ontology annotation, molecular function: GTP binding; GTPase activity. Gene Ontology annotation, biological process: small GTPase-mediated signal transduction. The transcript is spliced from 4 exons. The record is from RefSeq and is a predicted model, not a curated record. NCBI's taxonomy places the organism in Eukaryota, Fungi, Ascomycota, Sordariomycetes, Hypocreales, Bionectriaceae.
AUGGCUGUUGUCGCAACCAUCAAGUGCGUUGUCGUCGGUGACGGUGCUGUGGGCAAGACAUGUCUCCUCAUCAGCUACACUACCAACAAGUUUCCCUCGGAAUACGUCCCGACCGUCUUCGACAACUAUGCCGUUACCGUUAUGAUUGGUGAUGAACCCUACACCCUCGGACUCUUCGAUACAGCCGGUCAAGAAGACUACGACAGGCUCCGACCCCUCUCUUACCCCCAGACCGACGUCUUCCUCGUCUGCUUCAGCGUCACCUCGCCCGCCUCGUUUGAAAAUGUUCGCGAGAAGUGGUUUCCUGAGGUCCACCACCACUGCCCCGGCGUCCCCUGCCUCAUUGUCGGUACCCAGGUCGACCUGCGCGACGACCAAGGAGUUAGGGAAAAGCUGGCUAAGCAGAAGAUGGCCCCCGUGCGCAGGGAGGAUGGAGAGCGCAUGGCCAAGGAGCUAGGUGCUGUCAAGUACGUUGAAUGCAGUGCUCUUACCCAGUACAAGCUCAAGGACGUUUUUGACGAGGCCAUCGUCGCCGCUCUGGAGCCGCCGGCGCCCAAGAAAAAGUCCCACAAGUGCCUGAUCCUCUAA